CGUAAAGAACCCACGAAAUCGGCUUGGCCGUGUGCCCAAAGAUAACGAAAAAAUGUCUUCCGAAGAGUCAGAUGUAGAAAGCCUAGAACCGCAUACGGUUUUACUGAAAAAACCGCCAAGUAUCCCGAAAAUUCCAUCAAAAGUCGCCAUAGAACAACAGCACGCCAAGAAGUUAAGCACCAAAGAAAUGAUCAACCAAGCCUUGUCGGAAUCCAAAAGCCGUAAAGGCAUAUCAUUACACGCUAUCAAGAAAUACAUGCAAGUUAAUUUCGCUGUUGACGUCGAAAAAAUUAACUAUUUAAUCAAGAAAAACAUUAAAGAAAGCGUUGAAUCAGGGACGAUUAUACAAACAAAAGGAAUAGGAGCGUCUGGAUCGUUUAGAUUGGCUCCAAGUAGUAAACAACCGAAAAAACCAUUAGAAAAACCGAAAAAACCAGAAGCAGCGACCGAAAAACCCAAAAAAUCAACCUUGAAACAUCCAGAAGAUAGUAAGCCUAUGAAGAAAGUUGCAAAAAGUGCAACACUCAGUAAAACUGUGAAAGAAGACUCGAAAGGAUCGAAAACAAAACCGUCAACCAUCAAGGACAAUAAAAAACCCUCGAAAACAAAACCCUCAACCAUCAAGGAUAAUCAAAAACCCUCGAAAACAAAACCAUCAACCCUCAACGACAGUCAAAAAUCCGGGCCCUCGGGCAUGCAGACACCAAGAAAAAAGCCAACUAUGAUGAAGAGAAAAAGCAUCGGUUCUAUAAUAAGAAAGCCAAAAAUGAAGCCAGCAAACCCCUAGUAAACUAAAAUAAGUGUAAAAGUGAAUAUUAGUGUAAAAAGUAAAAACGAAAAGUGUAAAAGUGAAAGUGAAAGCUAAUUUUAAUGUAAAAAUGAUACCUAAAUGUGACAAUGUAACUUUUGUAUAAUUUAAUUUUAAUUGAUGUUUAAUUAUUGUUGAUUUUAUUGAAUUACUUUUAAAGUUGUGACAUUAAAAAUAUUUAACGAA
Messenger RNA from Maniola jurtina (meadow brown), 994 nucleotides. RefSeq names its product histone H1-like. The record is from RefSeq and is a predicted model, not a curated record. The transcript has a single exon. Gene Ontology annotation, molecular function: structural constituent of chromatin; DNA binding. Lineage: Eukaryota; Metazoa; Arthropoda; Insecta; Lepidoptera; Nymphalidae. Bases 53 to 787 code for a protein of 244 amino acids. Gene Ontology annotation, biological process: nucleosome assembly. Gene Ontology annotation, cellular component: nucleosome.